Phaethon lepturus (White-tailed tropicbird) is the source of this 189-nucleotide messenger RNA. Its product is annotated as activated RNA polymerase II transcriptional coactivator p15-like. Gene Ontology annotation, biological process: positive regulation of transcription initiation by RNA polymerase II. Gene Ontology annotation, cellular component: transcription regulator complex; nucleus. The transcript is spliced from 2 exons. NCBI's taxonomy places the organism in Eukaryota, Metazoa, Chordata, Aves, Phaethontiformes, Phaethontidae. The record is from RefSeq and is a predicted model, not a curated record. Gene Ontology annotation, molecular function: transcription coactivator activity; DNA binding. The annotation marks the transcript as partial.
AUUGGCAAAAUGAGGUAUGUCAGUGUUCGUGACUUUAAAGGGAAAGUCUUAAUUGAUAUUAGAGAAUAUUGGAUGGAUCAAGAAGGUGAAAUGAAGCCUGGCAGAAAAGGUAUUUCUUUAAAUCCAGAACAGUGGAACCAGCUGAAGGAACAGAUUUCUGAUAUUGAUGAUGCAGUAAGAAAACUGUAA